Astyanax mexicanus (Mexican tetra) is the source of this 563-nucleotide messenger RNA. Its product is annotated as serine-rich and transmembrane domain-containing protein 1. Bases 1 to 333 code for a protein of 110 amino acids. The transcript has a single exon. NCBI's taxonomy places the organism in Eukaryota, Metazoa, Chordata, Actinopteri, Characiformes, Acestrorhamphidae. The record is from RefSeq and is a predicted model, not a curated record. Gene Ontology annotation, cellular component: intracellular membrane-bounded organelle.
AUGUCUGGAAUCGGUGGUCAAGUGGAAGAUCUGAAUGGAACAGAUCUGGAGGGACAGAGCUUUCUGAGGUUCAGCCCCACGUCUCUGUCCACAGGGGCCGCUGCGGCCUCGUCUUCCCGCACAGAGAGCGUCUACAUCUACGUGUCUAUAUUCCUUAGCCUGCUGUUCUUUCUCCUGACCCUCCUCAUCAUCGCCUUACACAGGCUGAAGAACAUCAUCUCCUCAAGCUCGUCAUAUCCAGAGUGCAGCAGUGAGGCAGGAAGCUCCUUCACUAAUAUGGAAAUCUGCAGCCUGUCCUCACAGAGAUCUACAGUAUCUUCACUCUCCUGCUGAGAGAUUAAUGGACACAGACAAGCACACACCCACAACAUGUAGAGUAUAGGUUAUUAUACUGAUUUUACAAGACUUUCUUUUUAUCAAUACAUAGUUCUUUAAACUCACAGCUAGUUUUGGCAACUUUACUGCAGAUGUACAUAAUGACUUGUAUUAAUUGUCAAUAAAAAUGUUUCAGUUGAAAAUAUGUGUACGACAUUAUCACAGCAUUGUCCUUUUUUACCCUACCC